AUGCUGGUGUUGGAGAAAAGUAUAGUGGAGCCAAGUCUGGAUCGCUUACUAGUGGUAAUGUUACUUAUUAUAGUUUUGUUUAUGAAUAUUGUAAUUAUAAGGAUAAUAAUUAUUGGAAGUGAUGGUGGUUGGAUAGAAGGUGCGAGAAGUGAUAAAGGAGUAACAGCGGGAAGGCAAGAUAAACAACAAUUAACGCAACAGGAACAAGAUGAUGCGACAGCUGAUUCCCAAUAUGGGAACCAAGCACAUCAAUAUACGCAGUUCAAUCAAUAUAAUCAAUAUAACCAGUACACUCAGUAUAAUCAAUAUACUCAAUACACUCAACCAAAUCAAUACACUCAACAACCAUCCCAUUACUCUACACACUACUCCACACAUUAUUCAACCAACCAUUAUCCUCCCCACUCCACUAUUUCUCACACCACCCACCCAAAACGCACCUAUUCCCCAUCUCCAUCCCAUUCCUCACUAUCCUCUUCUACCUCCAUCGAAGACUCUUCAGAGGAAUACGCCUACCGCUCUGGACCGUUUAACGACUCCCUGCAAACAUCGUCACAGGAAUCGGAAUCAGAUUCUGAAGGGCAAUAUGAAACGUCCGAUUACGAACAGGAUUACGAACAGAAUGGGUAUAGACUAAGAGAACGCCACCAAGUUGGCGGUUCGCGAAGUCACGGGUCAGGCGCUGUUCCUUCUUCUACCUUGCAUCCUACUUUCUGUGACGAAGUAUCGGGACGAAAAGAUGUCUUGUUGAAGAUUAAUAUUGACGUAGGAGAGGCCGGUGAACACUCGAUUUUUGUGUGCGUGCAUGACGAUCCUGCAGAUUUGGCGAGACUGUUUUGCAAAAACAAUGGAUUCACAAAUCCCCAAGUUGAGGCGGCUUUAGCGAAGUUGAUUGAGGACGAAAAGAGGAAGCGAUUAGGGUGA
Molecule: messenger RNA, 924 nt
Organism: Paraglomus brasilianum
Lineage: Eukaryota; Fungi; Glomeromycota; Glomeromycetes; Paraglomerales; Paraglomeraceae
Source: the annotation of a GenBank genome assembly